This is a messenger RNA of Rangifer tarandus platyrhynchus (Svalbard reindeer), 381 nucleotides long. NCBI's taxonomy places the organism in Eukaryota, Metazoa, Chordata, Mammalia, Artiodactyla, Cervidae. The record is from the annotation of a GenBank genome assembly.
AUGCGGAAGUCCUUGUCUAGGAGACUGUGUGUGUGUGUGUGUGUGUGUGUGCGCGCGCGCAUUCAAGUCCGACUCUUUGCAACACCAUGGACUCCACAAGGCUCCUCUGUCCAUGGAAUUUUUCAGGCAAGAAUACUGAACCAGGUUGCCAUUUCCUCCUCCAGGGGAUCUUCCCAAUCCAGGGAUCAAACCGACAUUUCUUGUGCCUCCUGCAUUGGCAGACAUUCUUUACCACUAACACCACUACCUCGGAAGCCAAGAGGCAUUCUACCACCAACUAUUCUUUUAAAAAUUACCUUCUUUAAACUUCAGACUGUCAUUCAAAGUUAUUUCUUCGGUAUCUUAGAUAGAUCAGUAAAACUCAAACAUUCAAAAAACUAA